Brenthis ino (lesser marbled fritillary) is the source of this 405-nucleotide messenger RNA. NCBI's taxonomy places the organism in Eukaryota, Metazoa, Arthropoda, Insecta, Lepidoptera, Nymphalidae. The record is from the annotation of a GenBank genome assembly.
AUGGCGCGAAUAUGCACGCACACGCAGAAGUACCUAUAUACGCGCGCGCGCCUCGCCGCGAGCCAGCUAAUGACCGGCGCGACGCGUAUUCGCGAUCCCCACUCCGCCUCAGUACGCGCUAUCAAACCAGUUUACGUGAAAAAUUUUAAUUCCUCGGGUGACGACCGGUCGCGCUUUCCACGAUCGCGGCCUCCCUCGCGAGGAAAAAGCGCAGCGCCCCUGGGGCGCGCCGGAAGUGCACGACCGGCGCCCGCACGCGAACACACCGGCUUAAUUAAAUGCAGCACGGUGCACACCUACCCUUACGCCGCGGCACGCUCUACCACCCGACCUACUCACUACCACACCAUUACUUAUGUUUAUCGUACUCUAUUAUGUGUCACAGUCCAUGUCAGUUAUGAUCUU